Molecule: messenger RNA, 468 nt
Organism: Emiliania huxleyi CCMP1516
Lineage: Eukaryota; Haptophyta; Isochrysidales; Noelaerhabdaceae
Exons: 4
Coding region: 1-468 (155 amino acids)
Biological process (GO): retrograde transport, endosome to Golgi; endocytic recycling
Cellular component (GO): EARP complex
Molecular function (GO): SNARE binding
Source: RefSeq, a predicted model, not a curated record
AUGCGAGGCCCCGCAGCCUCCCCGCGUGCACAGUCUCGGCUUCCGGGGCGGCCCAAGGCCCGCGUGACUGCCGCCGUGCGUGGCGACCCGACCCAGCGCGCCGCGCCAGAGUGCCGUGCGCGUCGAACGCACUCUCCGUACGUCGACCAGCUGGUGCAGCACGUGCAGCAGCUGGCGGGCUCCCUGUCGCAGCUCGGCGUGCCGGUGGCGGCGACUCUCGUCGGCGAGGCGAUCGGCGCCAUCUGCGAGCACUUGGUGGACGGGUACGCCGGCGUCAAGAAGGCGUCCGACGAGGGCCGCGCCCAGAUGUCGCUCGACGUCAAGACGCUGCAGGCGGCGCUGCGCAAGCUGCUGCCCGAGAUGGCCCCGUCGAUGGCGCAUGUCGAGGACUACCUCCGCGCGCUCUACCUGCCGCCGCAGGAGCUGCUCGCGUGGGCGCGCGCGCACCCGCAGUACUCGGACGGCUAG